Naegleria lovaniensis is the source of this 1236-nucleotide messenger RNA. RefSeq lists its product as uncharacterized. The transcript is spliced from 3 exons. The record is from RefSeq and is a predicted model, not a curated record. Gene Ontology annotation, cellular component: COPII-coated ER to Golgi transport vesicle; endoplasmic reticulum. Lineage: Eukaryota; Heterolobosea; Eutetramitea; Acrasida; Naegleriidae. Bases 1 to 1236 code for a protein of 411 amino acids.
AUGUUCGAGCCUCAGCGAUCAUUCGGGGUGGUGUCUACUCCCGGUGCUACGAUGAAUCUUCGGAGGAGAACAGGUAUUUCCGAUGACCAAUUCUCGUCGUAUUCUCAUGAGGAUAAGUCUAAAACGGAGAUGAAGACUAAAAUCAUCAAGAGCAUAAGAAAUUUUGAUUUGUAUCCUAAAACUGAUUCGGUGGCAACUAAAAAGACAUCGCUGGGAGGUUUUGUCUCUUUAUUUGCCAUGAUCAUUAUUACUUUUCUCGUUGGAUCUGCUCUCAUUCGAUAUUUGAGUGUGGACCGACGAGAUACACUCUCAGUUGAUAUUCAAGUAGAGGACAGAGUUGUUAUUUUCUUUAAUAUUACCUUUCCAGAUUUGAAAUGUUAUGAUCUUCAUUUGGAUUCUGUGGACGCUAGUGGUGAUGCUGCCAUUGAUGUUGCACAUCACAUUCAUAAAGUACCUGUUGAUUCAUCAGGUAGAAUUACUCAUUUGGAAUCAAAACAUAAAGCUAAGCUCGGAACUGAAAUGCCCCAAGAGAAAUAUGAUCCUACAAAGGAUCCACAUAGUGUCAUGUUUUGUGGAAGCUGUUAUAUUGAAAAGAAAAGAGGGCAAUGUUGUAACACAUGUCAAGAUGUGAUGGAGGUCUACAAGAGACAUGGUCUUUCUCCUCCAAGAGUUGAAGACAUUGAACAAUGUUUAUUUGAUGCUUCGAAAAAUCAUCCUGGAUGCAAUAUUUAUGGAACGUUGGAUGUUCAAAAAGUGAAUGGAAAUUUCCACUUUUGCCAGGUAGAAGCUUUUCACAAGAAUAUGAGACACGUAGUUCCUCAUGUCACUUACCCUUUGGAUGAAACGGUUGGAAUUAUUCCAAAAAUUGAUGAAACAGAUGAAAGGCCACCAAAGACUGCACUUUUCAAGUACUUUGUAAAAGUGGUUCCAACCACCUACAAGAGUGCAACUCCAAUUUUGGGAGCUGGUUUGUUCUCCAAAGUAAUUAACACUUAUCAAUUCUCGUUCACCAAGCAUGUGAUGCCAUUCGAUAGUCAAAAAGUAAUGAUGUUGCCAGGAGUAUUUAUUGUUUACAAUUUUGAACCCAUUCGAAUUACGUAUGAAGAGUUUACGGUACCCUUUACUCACUUUUUGGUUGAUUUGUUAGCUGUGUGUGCAGGUGUUUUUGUUGUACUGAAUUAUGUGGACAGACUUUUGGAAUUUGUUGUGUUAAAAUUGAAUAAGAAGCAAGCAUAG